Glycine soja is the source of this 1358-nucleotide messenger RNA. Its product is annotated as transcription factor MYB13-like. Lineage: Eukaryota; Viridiplantae; Streptophyta; Magnoliopsida; Fabales; Fabaceae. The coding region runs from base 100 to 1104 and encodes 334 amino acids. The record is from RefSeq and is a predicted model, not a curated record. The transcript is spliced from 3 exons.
CAUCCAUUCAAUAGUAGUAGCUAAUGAGUAAUCUAUGCCUGAGUGUGUGAGAGUUAGUACUUUGUGAGUGUUUGUGUUUCAUCAGAAACAUUUUUUUAAAUGGGGAGAUCUCCUUGCUGUGAGAAAGUGGGGUUGAAGAAAGGAAGAUGGACUGCAGAAGAGGAUAAAAUCUUAACUGAUUACAUUCAAGAAAAUGGUGAAGGCUCGUGGAAAAUCUUGCCCAAGAAUGCAGGUUUGUUGAGAUGUGGGAAGAGUUGUCGACUGAGAUGGAUCAACUAUUUGAGAGCUGACGUGAAGAGAGGUAACAUCACUCCUGAGGAAGAAGAGAUCAUUGUCAAGUUGCAUGCUGUUCUUGGUAAUAGGUGGUCUGUGAUAGCUGGACAUUUACCAGGAAGAACAGACAAUGAGAUAAAGAACUAUUGGAACUCUCACCUUAGGAGAAAGAUCUAUUGCUUCAUGAGAUCUCUAAAUGAGUCUCUUCCACCCAUUGACAUGGCUGCUAUAAACUCUGCCACAUCCAAGAGAAGAGUUCGCGGUUCAAGAAACAAGCCAACCACAGAAGAGGAAAAGAACAUUGCUUUGAGCCAAAACUCCUUUGAGUCAAUGCCUAGUUGCAACAGAGAAGAAGGUGAAGAAAUUUCCAUGAUGGAUGCUUGUUAUGAAAUGGAGGGCAUUACAGUUAGUAGCAAAGCUGCAUCAUACCCCAGUCUUGAAGACAGCUUGGGACCAUAUCAUCAUUGGUCUGAUGAUGAAAUCAUGAAACUUAGUAACAUGUUUGAAAAUGGGGUGCUUGUGAAUCCAUGUGGUAAUGAUUUAACCCUUAAGGAGGAGCCUAAUGGAAAUGAAUGUGGCCAGAUGAAUGUGGAUGUAAUGGGAACAGAUCAAAGCAAGAACAAUGGUGUUUGGAACUCAUCAAAUGGAGAGAGUGGAGAAUGGUACCCCAAUUGUUCAUCAGUGAAUUCUGUCAUUGAUUAUCAGUGGUCUGAUUGGGACAUGGGAGGAAGUGUUCAAUCCAAUAAUCAGUGGAAUCUUUGUGAUGACCAAGUGAUGAAUUGCUUGUGGAGUACUGGCAUUGGUGAAAUAAAUUAUGGUUUUCAUCCAUAAUCCUAAUCAGUUGCACAAAAUUGCUUGCAAUUAAGUUGUUUAUAUAUAGUACGCAAUUUUAUUUUAUAAUAGCUUCGUGGGAUUAGGCUGGGGGAAAUUUAAUUAGAAGUGAAAGGGGGUUACUUGAUUUGUCAGUGAUUUGUGCAAUUUGCAAGAUGUCAUAUAUAAGAUUAAAAUCUAUGUUGUCGUUGUACUGAAAAUAAAUAAUUAAAGUGUAUCAAUAUAUAUGAUGUACUAAAAUAAAAGUCGUUAUU